Messenger RNA from Ananas comosus (pineapple), 922 nucleotides. Its product is annotated as putative protein TPRXL. The transcript is spliced from 2 exons. NCBI's taxonomy places the organism in Eukaryota, Viridiplantae, Streptophyta, Magnoliopsida, Poales, Bromeliaceae. The record is from RefSeq and is a predicted model, not a curated record. The coding region runs from base 155 to 922 and encodes 255 amino acids.
AGCUAACCAUAUAUUUCUUUGCGAGUGAGAGGCAAUAUUAGAGAUAACGAUUCGUUCUACUCAACAGCGGUAAAGGUUACGGAGCACCCCCCGGCAUUUAAAACUCAACGGCCCCUUGUCCGCUUACCCGUGAGGUCCGUGAGGAUAGUAGCUAAUGAAGCGCGAAACGAAAACCACCACCACCACCACCACCUCCACCACCAUUACCAGUACCGACCCCUCUCCAGUGAUGGCCUCCUCCUCUCCCUUCCCCCCUUCCUCCUCCUCCUCUCCUCCCCACCACAUCUCCCCCAUCAGCGUCGAGCAAGAAAACAAAGACAACUACAGCAGCAACAGAAGCAACAACGUCCAAGGUGCCACAAGAGAACCAAGAAGCCUCACCGCUGGGCCCCAACACCACCACCACCACCAACCUACUCCUCUCCACCCUUCCUCCAAGAAACCACCCAAACCCACCCCUUCCUCCGCCUCCGCCUCCGCCUCCGCUUCCGCCGGCUCUGUCUCCGUCUCCUGCUCCGGCUGCCGCCCGUCCUCCCGCGACAAGCCCUCAGUCGUGCCCCUCGAUCCCCCUCCUUCUUCCCCCUCCCUCUUCCGCUCCCUCAUCCUCAACCUCUCCGCCGCACCACCCUCUCGUCUCCGCCCGCCGCCACCCUCGCCGCGCGCCGCACCCUCCUCGCGCGCCGCGGCGAGGAGUGGCGCUCGCGCCCGAGUCUCCCGCAAGCUCCUCGCGCCGACCCGUAAGCGCGACGAGGCCCUCCUCAGAGCCUCCCGCUCAAAUAUCCCGUCGCGAGCAUCCAAUACCAAUUCUCCCUCCUCCCUUCCCCUCCCCUCUCCAUUCCAAACCCUUCACUCCGCAUCCGUUUCCCACUCCGCGCUCAUCCCACCGCCUUCCCCGCUCCCUUCCUCCGCUCCAAAACCCUAA